AUGUCGGGUCGGAACGCCCCUCGCUCAAAGAAAGGCUGCAGUACCUGCCGCCGUCGAAAAGUGAAAUGCGGCGAAGAGCGCCCUGUCUGCAAACGCUGUUUCAACUUGCGACUCAGCUGUGAGUGGGGAGUGCCAGUGAAACGAGGCAAGUCCGUCACUCCGGCGCGACAUCUUCAGCCUCGAUGGCCGAGUCGUGAUGUCGCCGCCUCCGCUGCGUUCGCCGCUUCAACGAUCGAGAGCCCUCAACCACCCUCCGUGACGUCUCCUGCCACGUUAUGGCACCUCUCAGACACUACCCCCGACCUCACGGGGAUCCCCAUCGGGUCGAUUUCAUCUCCAGGCUGGUUCGGUGUGCCCCCGUACCCCCGGCCCCCGCCGCUUUAUCCACCGCUAUCUGGAACCGACCUCGCGUGUGCCAACUCGUUGGUGCUUUCCGAACAUGAUCAGAAAUACUUCCAAUACUUCCCGUCGUCAUCACUUGUGUUCUAUUACAUGAAAUCGUGGCAAUGGAGCAGUUUCUGUUAUCUGUACCAAGGGCCGGCAGCCACGAACAAGAUAAUCAUGCGGAUGAUUCUCGCCUUGUCCGCAAGUGACAUGCACCGCAAUGGCCUCAUCGUGCGAACGCCCGGCCGGCCCACGGCGGAAGAUCACGGUCGCUAUCACUACGGGCUGGCCGUCAAGGAAUUCCGCCAGUCGUUGGUCUCCCCGCGACAGGUAUCGCCCGCCGAGCUGGAGGCGAUUUUUGCGACCAUGUUUCUGAUGGUGACGUACGAAUGGCAGUAUGGCCAUUGCGUGAGGCAUCUGCAACUACAUCUACAGGGGGUGAAAUCGUUGCUGGAGUCUCACCCAGAGUUGUUUCAGAUCAAGGAUGUGAAUAAUGUGCUGCUGUCGAUGGAAUCCGAAAACUCGAACGAGUCGGAAUCCCGGGUGUCAUUCAUUCCCGAGCAACUAUUAUUAUGGAUUCUGUACAUCGAUGCGAGCUGUCAGCCCAUGGGAUUGGCCGAAUCACUCUACGACUACGUGCUCCAGUCCGGCAACCCAGCGCUACAUCCGGAUCGACUAUAUCGCUGCGCCCGCGUGUGGGGUCGAUGCUUCUGGGGGAAGCAAUACCCAGACCAGGAAGUAUCAGAUGACAUGGAGAAUUACCGGGCCUUGGAGCUAUUACAUGCGGGCAUGUCGCUACGGAAUCGAACAUGGCAAUUGCUAUUCGACAACGUUCCUGAUUCGGGCUACCAGGCGGAGUCCUUCUUUAACGACAUAAUGGCCGUCAGAGAUAAAUUCUCCGACCUGUUCAUCACAGCCAAAUUCGCCGGUCCAGCAUCCAUGCGACGCACUUUAAACACGAUCAACAUGGCUGUUAGCACUUUUUACGCGCAGAUUCUUUUCCAUCGGCGCUUACUCUGCCCGUCUCAGUCUCCGCGGACACUUCACCGGCACGCCUUGAGCAACAUCCUCGAGAUUACGCAUAAGCAAUAUGCGUCCGAGCCACGACUCUUGCGUCGCCUGCACUGGCCAAUCAUGGUGGCGGCGCUCGAAACAGACGACCCUGCGCAGCUUGAAUGGCUCCGUCAGCGACUAGCCGAGUUGCGUCCGUGUCAUACCGAGAUUCGGUGGGCCAACGAGAUUGUAGAUGAAGUGCUCGCGCAACAGAAUGCGAGCAAAGGGGAGUACGUAAAUCUGGCCGAAUUGCUGCGCAAUCGGGCGGCACAGUAA
This is a messenger RNA of Aspergillus bombycis, 1713 nucleotides long. RefSeq lists its product as uncharacterized. Gene Ontology annotation, molecular function: zinc ion binding; DNA-binding transcription factor activity, RNA polymerase II-specific. The transcript is spliced from 4 exons. Gene Ontology annotation, biological process: regulation of DNA-templated transcription. Bases 1 to 1713 code for a protein of 570 amino acids. The record is from RefSeq and is a predicted model, not a curated record. NCBI's taxonomy places the organism in Eukaryota, Fungi, Ascomycota, Eurotiomycetes, Eurotiales, Aspergillaceae.